ACGGAAGAAAACCGCUUGCAUCAUCUUUGUUGUCGUCGGCGUGCCAGAGGGGAUCGGUCCAGCGAUACUAUGCGGGUCCUUCUGCGCAAGUACAUGGGCCGCAUGCGCCUGCGCCGCCGGGCGCGCCGCCUUUCGGAGCGCAAGACAGAUGCGGUUGCUGACGUCGCCACCGCCUUUGACGCGCUCUCGAUCGAGCAAAAGGAGGCGGUCAUCGCCCGCGUCCUCGCGAGCCACAAGAAGGACUUCAACCUCGAAAAGCACUUUGCCGACGCCGACGUCAACAAAGACGGCGUGCUCACGACCGUCGAGUUCCACUCGUACAUCACGUCGCGUUUUUUGCCGCAGACGAUGGCGGCGUCGCUUGGCCAUAGCUCGCUCGAGCGACCGAGUGCGCGCCAGCUGCGCCUCGUCAUGCUGGCGUCCGGCAUCCCGUUCAUUGGCUUUGGCAUCGUCGACAACCUCAUCAUGCUCACAGCAGGCGACUCGAUGGAGACGUACUUGCGCGCGGCGAUGCCCAUCUCGGUGCUGGCAGCCGCGGGCUUGAGCAACUGCGUCGCCGACGUUGCCGGCCUGAGCCUCGGCGGUGUCAUUGAAUCCUUUGCGCGCAAGCUCGGCAUUGGCGACCCGCAGCUCUCGUCGACGCAGGCUCGCAUGCCGAUCGUGCGGGGCAUCUCGUAUCUCUCGUCGGCCGUGGGCAUUUCAUUUGGCUGCCUCGUUGGCAUGCUGCCGCUGGCCUUUAUGGAUACGGAGGACGAGGAGGCCGAAGCCGCCAACCUGCAAGCGACCAAAGAGAGAUACCAGCGGAUCCGCGUACGCUCCAUGUCGCGGCGUGGCCUCGAGAGCGACGAGACGGCCGAGCUGGGGUGACGUUGCUCCAUCUUUGUAGCCCGACGAUAGCGAAGCGAACCGUGAAUAGAAAGUUUCGUCUCGUCGCCGUCUUUAGCUGAAUCCUAGAGCCCAAAGACAUGUAGUGAAAAGCGUUUAGGAUUCAUA
This is a messenger RNA of Saprolegnia diclina VS20, 993 nucleotides long. RefSeq lists its product as hypothetical. Gene Ontology annotation, cellular component: mitochondrion. The transcript has a single exon. Lineage: Eukaryota; Oomycota; Saprolegniomycetes; Saprolegniales; Saprolegniaceae. The coding region runs from base 70 to 867 and encodes 265 amino acids. The record is from RefSeq and is a predicted model, not a curated record. Gene Ontology annotation, molecular function: calcium ion binding.